AUGUCAGAAGCUGCUGAUGAUUCGAUAAUUAAAAUUGAACUAAAAGAAUAUCCAAUCGAAGACAUUAAACAGGAAAUUAAGGAAGACCCUGAAUCAUGUUCAGAGGAUGACAAAACAUGUCUAAACAGAUUUAUGAACUCCAUAGUGAAAAUAGAAGAAGAAGUUGAACAGGAAUUGAACUUGAAUAAACUUGAAUACUCAGUGCACAAAUAUCUUAAAAUGUCAGAAGCUGCUGAUGAUUCGAUAAUUAAAAUUGAACCAAAAGAAUAUCCAAUCGAAGACAUUAAACCGGAAAUUGAGGAAGAGUAUGAAUCGUGUUCAGAGGAUGACAAAACAUGUCUAAACAGAUUUAUGAACUCCAUAGUGAAAAUAGAAGAAGGAGUUGAACAGCAAUUAAUUCAGACUGCUCCUUAUAAAUGUGACAAGUGUCAUAGAACAUUUAGAAAGUUGCAUUAUUUAGAACAGCAUAUGGUAAAUUAUUGUCAUAAGUGCACAUAUUGUUCAAAGACUUUUUCAGAUGCAAGUGCAUUAGAAAUACAUAUAAAAUCUCAUACAGGGGAAAAACAUUUCACAUGUACGAAUUGCAGUAAAGCAUUUACUGACAAAUAUCAUUUAGAUCAACACAUUUGUGCUUCUGCAAGAGAACAAAUUUUAAAUUCGAAUGAAUCUAGUAAUCAAAAACGAAAUAUUCGCGCUCAUACUGCAAAGGGACCAGGUGAACGUCCGCAUAUUUGCAAAAUUUGUGAUAAGACAUUUGCACGAUUGAGUACCUUGAAAUCGCAUAUGCUAAUUCACACUGGGGUACGUCCUAAUAAAUGUAAAGUAUGUGGUAAGACAUUUACAGAAUCAGAUCAUUUGAAUAGACAUAUGCUCAUACACACUGGUGAAUGUCCCCAUAUUUGCCAAAUUUGUGAUAAGACAUUCACACAAUUGGCUAGCUUGAAUAGACAUAUGAUUAUUCACACUGGUGAACGCUCCCAUAUUUGCCAAAUUUGUAAUAAGGCAUUCAUACAAUUGAGUAACUUGAAUAGACAUAUGUUCAACCACACUGGUGAGCAACGCCCCUAUAUUUGCAAAAUAUGUGAAAAGACAUUCACACAAUUAUCUGACUUGAAAAAACAUAUGCUCAUCCACACUGGUGAACGCCCCCAUAUUUGCCAAAUUUGUGAUAAGACAUUCACAAUUUUGGCUAACUUGAAUAGACAUAUGAUUAUUCACACUGGUGAACGCUCCCAUAUUUGCCAAAUUUGUAAUAAGGCAUUCAUACAAUUGAGUAACUUGAAUAGACAUAUGCUCAUUCACACCAGAGAAUGCCCCUACAAAUGCAAAAUCUGUGAUAAAGUAUUCAAACAAUCAAAUACCCUGAAAAAGCACAUGGUUGCUCAUACCAAUGAGUAA
Ctenocephalides felis (cat flea) is the source of this 1398-nucleotide messenger RNA. Its product is annotated as zinc finger protein 85-like. Bases 1 to 1398 code for a protein of 465 amino acids. NCBI's taxonomy places the organism in Eukaryota, Metazoa, Arthropoda, Insecta, Siphonaptera, Pulicidae. Gene Ontology annotation, biological process: regulation of transcription by RNA polymerase II. The record is from RefSeq and is a predicted model, not a curated record. Gene Ontology annotation, molecular function: RNA polymerase II cis-regulatory region sequence-specific DNA binding; DNA-binding transcription factor activity. The transcript has a single exon.